UCACAAAGCUGACUGCUACAUUUUGUCCUUUCGUAUUAAGUGUUUUGUUGAGAAGUUUGUCUUUUCUUUACAGUUGAUCCUACGCAAUCGUGUUGUUGUAUGUUCCUCAACUAAUAUGUGCAGUCCGCACUGAACCAUACACAAAUCGUUGAGCAAUGGCGUCAAAAGUGAUUCUCAAGUCACUGCAAAGAAUUCAUGUCUACUAUAUAUAAUGGAAGAGUAUCAUUCAGAUGUAACGGGAAUACAUUCGUCUACGCGCAGGGGAUAUGGAAUUGGCGUGAAACUGUGGAUAGUUCCUUGGUUCUAUUCAAGCAGAGCCAAACACAUAGCAUUCUGACCAUGUAGGAAUUAGGAAUUCACCUUUUUGUUCUUUGGUGCGUUCCUCUCUGAAUUACCUGUACCAUAUGGUUCCCCAUCACUGUACACUAUACCUUGCUGUUAGAGGUGAUUUUCACGUUCUUCUCUGUUAAAAAGUACCUGUACCAUCUGGUUCCCCAUCAGUGUACACUAUACCUUUCUGUUACUGUUAGAGGUGAUUUUCACCAUUUGAGUAUUACUAGUCCACCCUGUACGCUCAAGAUUGUCGAGACCUGAGAUAGCAAGCCACCAAAAAGAGCCCUGUAGAUCAGUAGUAGAUGCCACCUGUCUCCUGUACACGUGUCGCAGAUGCGACUGCAGAGAUGUCGAGAUGGAACAUGACCUGAAUCCUCAGAAAAGUGUUGCGUACGGUAGCGAGCUGUUAGGCGACAGCUUCUGUGAUCCCAAAGCUUAUGAUACAUACUCCCUCCAUACCUGAAAUUCUUUAGGAUAUAAUUGUGCUUACCAAGGAGUGACUAAUUAGGGGGUAUUUUUCCAUGUCUGCCCCUAUUAAAUAUGGUUGCAUGUGCAUCUCAUACAAGAAAGGGGGUAUUUUUCCAUGUCUGCCCCUAUUAAAUAUGGUUGCAUGUGCAUCUCAUACGAGAAAGUUACCCAUCUCAGAUGGCUAGUGCACUGAGGCGUGAGAGUGGCGAGCUGGGAUUGAUUCUUGGCAGCCACAAAUUUUUUGCUGGGGGCUUCAUUUGCAUGGGAUUUUUUGCAUGGCAUUGUUGGGCCCAACGUGGCACGUUUUUGAGGUCAGUUUUUGCAAAGGAUUGGUUGUGGCGCGCGCACUGAGCCGCAGAAGUCGCUGGGCGUGUUUGUUUUUUCAUUUGGUGCUAUGGCCGUGUUGCACCGCUUGCUUAAACGCCUUGUUUGCGCGCGCUGAGCCUUGCUUGCUUGCUUGCUUAAACGCCUCGUCUCCUCACUUCGUUGCUCGCUUGCUUGCCGUGCUAGCUUGCUUCCUCACAUGGCUUAACUUUUUUCCUUCCACAUCUACGGCGCAAUGGCUGAGUCUUGCUUCGGCUUUGAUCUAAACGUCCGUUUAGAGGAUGAUGACGACAGCAACCUUCCCUUGGAUCCCAACAAGCAUGAAGGUGACGACCGCAAUGCUGGAUUUGAUUUGAACGAGCCUGAAGAUGACGAGCAUGGCAACGGAUUCGAUUUGAACUUGCCACUAGAUGAAUUUGGAGCUGUUGAUUUUGAUUACGUACAAAACCUAGCUGAACAAGAUGUUGAGACUCCCGUUCAAGUACACCCGCCGAAGCAUGACUAUCCUGAACAUGUUAGAAAACAAGUGUACCAAGCAUUGUUGAUGACAAACAAGAAUGGGAAACUAGGAAAGCAAGAUAUAACAAUUGUUGCCGGUCAAUUUGGAGUAAAUAUUCGAUCAGUUUAGAGCAUAUGGAAGCAAGGCAUUCUUGGAGUACAGUCCAUGGAAAGCAAAUAGGAUUUUUGUAACACUACAAUCUGUUGUGAAGGAAGCAAUGAAGCUUAAAGGUUGCAACAAUAUAAAAAUUCCUCACUUGCAGAAACAAAGACUAGAGAGGGAAGAUAGGUUGCCAUUGCAAAUCCCUUGUGAAGCUUCAUUGCUAGCCGAAGCACUUGCUAGUCUUGUUGAAACAAAUUAGAAGAUGCAAGUUAGUUUAUGUAAAUUAUUAAAUGCGUGUGUCUUAGGUUUGCAAUGGCCAAAUUGUGAGAUGCAUGUAUUGUACCUUAGUGCUCUUUGUUUGCUGCUUCUUAAUAUGCU
Molecule: messenger RNA, 2104 nt
Organism: Setaria italica (foxtail millet)
Lineage: Eukaryota; Viridiplantae; Streptophyta; Magnoliopsida; Poales; Poaceae
Exons: 4
Coding region: 1361-1753 (130 amino acids)
Source: RefSeq, a predicted model, not a curated record